Molecule: messenger RNA, 5669 nt
Organism: Boleophthalmus pectinirostris (great blue-spotted mudskipper)
Lineage: Eukaryota; Metazoa; Chordata; Actinopteri; Gobiiformes; Gobiidae
Product: dynamin-1-like protein
Exons: 18
Coding region: 135-2183 (682 amino acids)
Biological process (GO): mitochondrial fragmentation involved in apoptotic process; mitochondrial fission
Cellular component (GO): membrane; microtubule; cytoplasm
Molecular function (GO): GTP binding; GTPase activity; microtubule binding
Source: RefSeq, a predicted model, not a curated record
ACUACAACUCCCUGCGCUGUGAAUUUUCCAUCGUCCACCGGUGGGUGUUGUUGCAAUGGUGGCGUCGGGACAUUGAAUGACUUUGCCUCCAUCACAAAUAUUGCAGGUUUAAUCGUUAAAUUUGAACGGUUACCAUGGAGGCACUAAUCCCUGUUAUUAAUAAGCUUCAAGAUGUGUUCAACACCGUGGGCGCCGACAUUAUACAACUGCCGCAGAUAGCAGUAGUAGGCACCCAGAGCAGUGGAAAGAGCUCUGUGCUGGAGAGCCUUGUUGGCCGGGACCUUCUUCCUCGUGGGACUGGGAUCGUAACCAGGCGACCUCUCAUCCUGCAGCUGGUCCACGUGGAUCCUGGAGAUGCUCGGAAAGCUGAUGAUGGCAGAGGUGAAGAGUGGGGCAAGUUCUUGCACACCAAAAACCAGAUUUUCACAGAUUUUGAUGAAAUCCGACAAGAAAUUGAGAAUGAAACGGAACGCGUGUCCGGAAAUAAUAAGGGAAUCAGUGAUGAGCCCAUUCAUCUGAAGAUAUUUUCCCCUCACGUCGUCAACCUCACCCUGGUGGAUCUGCCAGGAAUCACAAAGGUGCCUGUGGGUGACCAGCCCAAGGACAUAGAGAUCCAGAUAAGAGAUCUAAUCCUGAAGCACAUCUCUAACCCAAACUGCAUCAUCCUGGCUGUUACCGCCGCAAACACAGACAUGGCAACCUCCGAAGCUCUGAAAGUAGCACGAGAGGUGGACCUUGAUGGGAGGAGGACCCUGGCGGUUGUGACUAAACUGGACUUGAUGGACGCUGGCACUGAUGCUAUGGACGUCCUGAUGGGCAGAGUCAUUCCAGUGAAACUUGGUAUUAUUGGAGUUGUGAACAGGAGCCAGCUCGAUAUCAACAAUAAGAAGUCUGUAGCUGAUUCUAUUCGAGAUGAACAUGCUUUCCUGCAGAAGAAAUAUCCCUCUUUAGCCACAAGGAAUGGAACCAAAUACCUGGCCCGGACUCUCAAUAGGUUACUGAUGCACCACAUCAGAGACUGCCUCCCGGAGCUCAAGACACGGAUCAAUGUUCUGGCGGCGCAGUACCAGUCCCUGCUCAACAGCUACGGAGAACCUGUAGAAGACCAGAGCGCCACGCUGCUACAGCUCAUCACCAAGUUUGCCACUGAAUACUGCAACACCAUCGAGGGCACUGCCAAGUACAUAGAGACUGCAGAGCUGUGCGGUGGAGCCAGAAUCUGUUACAUUUUCCACGAGACUUUUGGCAGAACACUGGAGUCAGUGGAUCCUCUGGGUGGCCUCAGUACCAUAGAUAUUCUCACCGCUAUAAGGAACGCCACUGGCCCGCGUCCAUCCCUGUUUGUGCCUGAGAUUUCCUUUGAGCUGCUGGUGAAGAAGCAGGUGAAGCGUCUGGAGGAGCCCAGUCUGAGGUGUGUGGAGCUGGUGCACGAAGAGAUGCAGAGGAUCAUCCAACACUGCAGCAACUACAGCACUCAGGAACUGCAAAGGUUCCCCAAGCUGCACGAGGCCAUUGUGGAGGUGGUGACAUCUUUGCUGAGGAAAAGACUACCUAUUACAAAUGAAAUGGUCCAUAACUUAGUAGCAAUAGAGCUCGCCUACAUCAACACAAAGCAUCCAGACUUUGCAGAUGCCUGUGGAGUUAUGAAUAAUAAUAUAGAGGAGCAGAGGAGGAACAGGAUGAGGGAGCUGCCUGCAUCUGUCCCCAGGGAUAAGGCUCCAGCUGCCGGUCCCCAGCCUGAACAGGACGGCACAGGGAACUGGAGGGGGAUGCUGAAGAAGGGAGAAGAUGCCCCGAGCUCUGGCCCUGGAAGUCCCCUCAAAGGAGCUGUCAACCUUCUCGAUGUGGUAACUAAUCCUGUGCCAGUUGCCCGGAAGCUGUCUUCACGUGAGCAGAGAGACUGUGAGGUCAUUGAACGCCUCAUCAAAUCCUAUUUCCUGAUUGUGAGAAAGAACAUUCAAGACAGCGUGCCAAAAGCUGUGAUGCACUUCCUGGUGAACCACGUGAAGGACAGUCUGCAGAGUGAGCUAGUGGGACAGCUGUACAAGUCUGGGCUCCUCAACGACCUCCUCACCGAAUCGGAAGACAUGGCGCAGAGACGCAAGGAGGCUGCAGAUAUGUUACAGGCGCUGCAGAAAGCGAGCCAGGUGAUCGCCGAGAUCAGAGAGACACAUCUGUGGUGAUCACUAUCUCCUCAUCUCUCUUCAUGCCUAAGGUCCGACGCUUCACGCUCUCACGUCCAAACUUGAAUUCUCCAAAUGCACUGAUCCUUAUUUAAACAUAUUGUUGGUAUUAUCUCGGCCCGUAGCCACCUGGAUCAAAUCUACUGUUUUUAUUUAUACUUGAGUAAUGCUUGUUGUAUUUGAGAAUGCACUGCCUAUGUUAUUGGUAAUGUUAAAGUUGCGUUGUGUAACUUUUCUGUUUGAGUGUCCGUCAAAUGCUUUUCUCCGUGGAAAACUGUUGUUGCUUUAACUGGAAUGUUUCACAGUAUGACAUUAAACCUUUCUAUCUUCCUGGAGACCAAACCAGACCAAGUUCCAGGUCAGAUCUACGGAGAGACAAUCCCGCUCACAGUCAGAACGCCUGUUUUUCUUGGUAUUUUUGAGCUAUAAAAUCACCUGUAAUUGAAUAAAUGUAAGAUGGAGCUGUUUAAUGGCGUACUGCGGAACAUUCCAGGCAAAGCAGUGAUCAUAGGCAUAGGCCCCAUCCACACUAGUACGUAUUCAAGUCGUUGAUCCAGCACUGUGUGGACGCCUGAAAACGCUGAUACGCUGACGUAGGUCUAUGCACCGCGAAGUAAUUCACCAUCAAAACGCUAAGAGGCUAGAAUAUAUGUCCAUUCAUGUAUACGGUUUAUGCUUAUGACCUGCAGAUGUAUAAUCUCUGAAAAGUUUAACAUGAACCAUCUCCAACGCGACAGAAGCACAGAACAGACUCACCAUCAGCAGAACACCCCUCUGUCACAGAAAGAACACUUAUGAUCCACUGAGUCAUGUCCUUUAGUCCGAGAGAAACUGAACCGCAUCAGCGCACAAUAGCGAGCUGUUUUUUGAGCGCUUAGUUUAUACAAUUUAGCCAUGUGGUUUUAAGUUUCGUUUCUGUAAAAUGUAAACAAAUAUGCUCAAAGCUGUGUGGAUAAGGAAGGAUUGUGGACACAGAAAUGACGUGUUUCCGAUACGGUGAUUCACUUCAGUGUAAACGUAAUCACAGAAACAAGCAGGUGAUGGACCCCCAAACGAAAAGUUACACAAUGCGUCUUUACAAGUAAGAUAUUUAAAACUAGAUGCCACAACAAGAAAAAUACAACGUAAGGAAAUAUAACGUUAUUAUUUAUACUUGAGUAAUGCUUGUUGUCUAGAAGUAUUUGAGAAUGCACUGCCUUUAUCAUUGCUAACGUGAAAAGUAAGAUAUUUAAAACUACUAGUAGAUGCCACCUGUAGCUUCUGAAGGUACAAAGAGUGCAGCCAGAGAAAUACUGUGACAGACUGCGGUUAACCAAUAUGGAAAUGUACUUUCAGAUGAAGUGGAAAUUCAAAAGUUUCACUGCUGUUUUUGGCAGCUACACAAAAGCAUUUGAUAUCGUUUUGGCUCAAGAUACAAAUAUAUUAUUCAUCUAGUCAUAAACCAUUUUCCUUUAGGUGUACAGAUCAAGUUCAGGAGAAUUGGGGACACUGUGUAAAAACGUCACUGCAAGACCAAUAAAACUGAAUUUUAUUCACUGCUUUAUGCUGCGUUGGCUGGUACGGAUGUAGAUCAACGCAGUAUUUUGGGUCAUAGAUGGGGCAUACCUUGGAUUGUGGCCAGCUAGUCGUCAAAAUACUUAGAUAUACUGUACACAUUAAGAAAACAACUCGGCAUUCAUUUACAAUUGAGAUUAUGAACAGUAGUAUUCUAUGUUUUGAAUAGUGAAAAGUACUCAAAUAACCAGGAGACCAAAACACAUGAAUAAAGUGAAGGCAAACGUCAUUGGAAAAUUAUUAAAGCACAUUUUAUUCAGUGUAGUUCAACCUAGUACUUUGGGUCAUAAAUGGGGUAUACCCUGGAUAGCGGUAGCCACUCUGGCGCCACCUAAUGUCUCCAAUGAAUUUAAUUUCUCUCCAGCGACUAGGUCAGGAAUCAGACUACACUAGACGGUUCGCAAAACCCCCAGAAGUGCGGGUCCAGGCACCGGCCAAUCAGUGAAGAGCCAUAUAUUUUGUUUUGGCAACGAUUCCCGAGAUCGAGGAUUUAAAGCCGGAACAAAGAGAAUGUUUGGUGAAUUUUAUCAAGGGGAAAGACGUUAUUGCCCUUCUUCCUACGAGAUUUGCUUAAUAUACCAGUUAGCCCCGUUAGCAGCGCAUUACAUACCUCACGACCAAAUGGCAGCGACUGGUUAAAUGAAAAAAGUACCUGCCUACCGUCAAGCGAACAAAUUCUAACUCUGCGAGGUCAGACAGUUUCUACAAAGUGAAACUGACUGAUGAAUCAGGCUAGGAUAGUGGUCAGCUACUUGUUAAAAUACAUAGAUAUACUGUAUAUAUUAAGAAACAGAAAACAACUUGUUACAAUUCAGGUUAUAAAAAGUCUCUGUUCAUGGUUUUCAGAGUGAAAAAUGUAGUAUUCUAUGUUUUGAAUGAUAAUAAGUACUCAAAAUUGCACUGAUAAACAGAAAGCCAAAAUUCAUGAAUAAAAUGGAGGCAGAUGUAAUGGCAGAACUAAAAAAAAUCAGUUAAUCUUUUUAGGGUUGGCUGGUACUGUUGUAGAUUAACCCAGUACUUUGGUUCAUAUGUGGGUUAUACCCUGAAUUGUGGACAGAUACGUAAAUAUUAAGAUACUAAAACAACAUUUAGAAGCAUUAGUUUACAGUUUAGAUUAUAAAUAGUUUACUACUCUAUCUGUGGGGUUCAGAUUCAAAACAAAUAUUCUGACUACUGAAACCAUGUGAAGAAAGACUUUUUUACACAGGGUCCCAGCUUUUUGUGAAAUUAUUUUGCAGUAGGAGUUCAGUUUGAAAGUAUUUGCAGGGAUUGUUUAUGUUGUAAUGGUUUUCAUUGCAUUUGUAGCUCAUUUGAUACUUUGUACAUAUCUUCAUAUAUAAUGUACAGCUCUGGAGAAAAAAAAUGGAGUAAUUUAAUGUUGAAUCUCCACAACCGUAGGGAAAAAGAUCUUGACAACAUUAAAAAGUUAAGUUUUAGACAUAAUAGACAUUGCGUUUAUACCAUAUCCAUAUCCAUGGAGAUGUUAUUGCUUUGCUUGGUGUGUUUUCAGGCUUUAUUUUCUUUUAAGGCAAAGCGUUAUCAUCUCCAUGGAAGCACACCGUGGACCCUGCACCACAAAAAGUUACAUAAUACACCUUUUAAUCACAUUAUUCUCCAUCCAGCUUAUAUAAUACAUAAUACUUAUUCUAUUUGGUGUUUUCUCCAGAGCUGUAUUGGGUUGCGUUGACUUUCUGUAAUAAUGUAAAGAAGCCCACUGGUCCUUACACUGUGUUGCCAUCUGAACCUUUAUUUAUUAUUCUCGUUAAAUGUGAUGUUGUGUGAAUAUUGUUACUGCACUGCUGCCUGACUAUUGGUGCAGCAGCUCAUUUAAUUCUGUUGUUUACAUAUCACGGUCAUGAAACUCGUGUCAUUUCUAGUGCACUGUGUGUUGCCAUUGAGAAUAAAUAGAGGUAUUUUAUUGCCAUUUGAGCA